UCAAUUUCAUUGAUGGUCGGGGUCAGUUUACAAUUUACGCUUAAUAAAUUUGGAGUGUUGCGGGAGUGUAAAAAUUUAAUUGAUAGAAUAAUUACAUUCUAGACGAGAGGCUUUUCAUCUUGAUUAUCACCAAACCCUAGCGACAUAAUGGCUUAUCAAGGUGGAUAUCCAGGCCAGCAGUACGGGGGCUAUGGCCAACCAGCCCAACAACAAGCGGGGGCUUAUCCCGGUCAAUAUGGAGGCUACGCACCACCCCCACAAGCACCCGUCGUCAGCCCCGAGAUGCAAAACAUAUUCCGCAAUGUCGACAAGGACAACUCGGGAAAGAUUAAUAGCUUAGAACUGCAAGCCGCAUUGAUCAAUGGUCGAGGCGAUCAUUUCUCCGAUACGGCAUGCAACAUGAUGAUUGGUAUGUUCGAUCGCGAUCGCAGCGGAACGAUCGAUGUUUACGAAUUUGAGAAACUCUACAACUACAUCAAUCAAUGGCUGCAAAUAUUCAAAACCUACGACCGGGAUGCAUCCGGUCACAUUGAAGAGGCCGAGUUGUCACAAGCUCUCACCCAGAUGGGAUUUCGCUUCUCGGCGCAAUUCAUUCAAUUUUUGAUCGUCAAAAACGAUCCGGUACACCGAAAGGAUAUCUCCGUCGACCAGUUCAUUGUAACGUGCGUCCAGAUUCAACGUUUCACCGAAGCGUUCCGAGGCAGGGAUACCGAACAAAAAGGGGUGAUUACAAUUGGAUUUGAAGACUUUCUGAAUAUUGCCCUAACUACCACAUCAUAAUUGGUAUUCGACUGGUAUUUUGCAUCCAAAUCCACUAUCACUAUUAAGUUUAAUGCUAAAACAAAAAAUCGAUUAUUAAAUCUGACCAGACCAGAGGUUCUCAGGACAGAACUGUUGCAUUCGAAGAAAUAGUAUUCUUACAGGCUAAUUUUGGAACGAGUGGAUACGUUAAUUUUCUUCUACUUACCUAUUUAUUCUAGAACAAAGCAUUUUAGCAUGUUCCAUUAUGCGACUCUAAACGAGAUUCACGCAGCUUGUAGUGCGAAGGUUAUUUUGGUAAUAAAUCUAAAACGGUAUACAACCUGA
This is a messenger RNA of Ochlerotatus camptorhynchus, 1086 nucleotides long. It is a transcript of the gene Pef, whose product is annotated as Peflin. Gene Ontology annotation, biological process: COPII vesicle coat assembly. NCBI's taxonomy places the organism in Eukaryota, Metazoa, Arthropoda, Insecta, Diptera, Culicidae. Gene Ontology annotation, molecular function: calcium ion binding. The transcript is spliced from 3 exons. The record is from RefSeq and is a predicted model, not a curated record. The coding region runs from base 148 to 780 and encodes 210 amino acids.